AGCGUGUUAAAUGGCGUCGAAAGCUGAAAAAUGUACAGAGACUUACCGUGAUCAACUCGAUAAAAUUUCUAAGCAAAGAUAUGACGAUAAGAUAGCCUUGAUUGAUAAGAAAGAUCCCUCUACCAUCGAGAAGCAGAACUGGUCGAAAGACAUUGAAAAAUGGGCCAGUGUUACGUACCCAGAUAUUGUGAACUUUUUGUUAUUUAGUACGAGUGCAUAUACCUUGGACCAGCUAAAGUCGUACAAGGGGUUGGAAUCAUACAACCAAUUUGUAAGUGGAUGGGUUCGGGAUGUCUCCGUCUGUGAGAUCAACGGCCUGUGCCUACACACAUGCAAGGUUAUGCAUUCACAACGAUUGAGUGAGACCCCACUGAGUCCAUGGGCCAUAAUUCAGGAAGAGGGAAAAGUUUUAGCUGCUCAUUGUAAUUGUAUGGCAGGGUUGGGAGAAGCCUGUACACAUAUUGCAGCUAUGUUGUUUUCUAUUGAGGCAACAGUGAAAGUGAGGGAAUCAAGAACUGUUACUGACACUAAAGCCUACUGGCUGCCAGCAUCAUUGAAAGGUGUACAGUAUGCCAAAAUUGAAAACAUUGACUUCACAUCUGCAAAAUCAAAGAAGAAGUUAGUGGACAGUCAAUUCAGUGACACACCUACGGCAAGACGGGGUGGUAUGCAACAUAGAUUGGUGGAGCCACCCACUGAAAAUGAGUUGAAUGAUUUCUUACAGAAGUUAAGUUUGACCGGAGCACAGUCAGCCAUUCUGAGUAUUCGUGACCCUUUCCAACAACCAUUCAUUCCACAAGCUGUAAAAGAAAAAUUUCCACAAUUGCUAAGUGAUCUCGUGGAGGAUGAUUUGCUUCGUGCAAAUUACAGUGACAUUAUGAAACAUUGUGCAAAUGUGAAAGUAACGGUGUCAAAAGAAGAAGCUGAGAAUGUUGAAGAGGCAACUAGACAGCAAGCUGAAAAUAAACUGUGGAAUCGAUUCAGAUGCGGACGUAUCACAGCUUCUAGGAUGCAUGCAGUGUGUCACAGUAGUCCAGCAGCACCCUCUGAGAGUCUAGUGAGAGCUAUUUGCUACCCAGAGACAACAAAGUUCCAAUCAAAAGCUACUGCAUGGGGAUGUGAUCACGAGAAGGAUGCACGUGAAGCCUAUUGUGAGGGCAUGAGAAGGUUCCAUUCCAAUUUCACAGUGGAAACAACAGGACUUUUCCUCCACCCCGAGUAUCCUUUAUUUGGUGCUUCACCUGAUGGUCUUGUGUCCUGUGACUGUUGUGGGCAAGGAGUCUUGGAGAUAAAAUGUCCCUUUUGUGUGCGAUUCUCCUCUCUUGACGCUUGGAAGGAAAAGAAUUCUUGCCUCGAAGAAACUGCAACUGGGCGUCGAUUAAAGCAAAACCAUCCAUAUUAUUACCAAGUGCAGGCACAAAUCCACUUGUGUGACAAAGAUUAUGCCGAUUUUGUUGUGUGGACAGAGAAGGAGAUUUAUAUGGAGAGACUACAGGCAAACAGUGAAUUGUGGGAUGAGAUGAAAAUGAAAGCGGCAAACUUUCACCAAAUGGCAGUGAUGCCCGAGCUAGUUGGUAGGUUCUAUACGCGCCAGAAUAUGCCUGUUCCUUUGGCAGUGCGACAGGACAACAACACGGAUCACGCAACUACCAGUAAUGAUGUUUUCUGCAUUUGCAGGGGAGGCGAAACUGAUACUAUGGUGGCCUGUGAUAACCAAAACUGUUCUUAUCAAUGGUUCCAUUUAGCUUGCCUAAAACUAACCAAGUCAAAAUUGCCAAAAGGUAAAUGGUACUGUCCAGAUUGUAGUCGCCUUCCAGAGUUCCGCAGCAAGAGAAAGUGUGUCAGGAAGUGAUGUGUCAUUUAGAAAAAAUAAUUCUGUGCCUGAACAAAAACUGUGAAUUUCAAUCAGUAGUCAAUUAAUAAUUAUCAUGUAUGAUAUUAAUUUAUUGUAUUUAUGAAAUUCUUUACCUUGUGACAUUCAAAUAAUUGAUGAUU
This is a messenger RNA of Saccostrea cuccullata (small rock oyster), 1995 nucleotides long. RefSeq lists its product as uncharacterized. The record is from RefSeq and is a predicted model, not a curated record. The transcript is spliced from 2 exons. Lineage: Eukaryota; Metazoa; Mollusca; Bivalvia; Ostreida; Ostreidae. The coding region runs from base 11 to 1852 and encodes 613 amino acids. Gene Ontology annotation, molecular function: zinc ion binding.